UUACUACCACCACAAAAUGCUCUGUUCAAGAAUACUGCGGCAGUCAGGCCGCCAAUUGCACCGUAAAAAUGGUCUCACAUGUCCAUCGGCCUCCCUAUCCCCUCGAACGCGCGCAUUCCACGCUACCACCCCCCGCAACAACAUCAUCUUCGACACCGCACUCUACCUCCCCCACGAGCUCCUCCAAUUCCUGCACGGCUACGUCCCCUGGUAUGCCGCAAUCCCCAUGUCCGCCUUCAUCAUGCGCGGCGUCCUCGUCACCACGCUCGGUUCGCGCGUCCGCUCCAACGUCAGCCGCUACAUGAUGCUGAACCCGCUCCGCACCGCCAUCUCUCUCAGCGUCACCGAGCGCAUGGCCAAUUCCGGCGAGUUGGGGGACCUGAAGUCCCCCCAAGCCCGGAACGCCCUUGUCCGCGCCCGCCGCAAGGAAGUCAAUGCCCUGAACGAGCGCUGGAAGUGUACGAUGCGCGGCCAGAUUGGCUGGACCUUCGCACAACUGCCCAUCUUCCUCGCCUUUGCCGAAACACUGCGUCGCAUGUCGGGAUAUGGCCGGGGUCUGCUGCGCAUAGCCACGGACGCUUGUGGCAUUACGACACCCUUAGAGGCCGGAAAGCAGGGAAUCGGGGUCGCAUACGGCACCGAUAUCGCGGCGAAUCCUUGGUUCGACGGCUCGCUCGCGACCGAGGGCGCGCUCUGGUUCCCGGACCUCCUCAUCCCGGACCCCACGGGCGCAUUGCCCUUCAUCGUCUCCGGCCUCAUGUUCACCAACGUGUACACGUCCACCCUGGACCAGGAGCUCGACGCCCAGCGUUCGAGGUUUUCCAAGGUCCUGCGGACAACCGCGCUGGGUCUCUCGGCCUCGCUGUGCGUUCUCUUGCAGUAUGUGCCUGCUAGUAUGGUGCUGUAUUGGGCAUCGAGUAGCGCAUCGGCGCUUGUGUGGAAUUGCUGGCUUAGCUGGAGAUAUCCCAUCGCUAGAGGAUUUCAGCCGUGUAAGAGGCCGUUGCUGAAGAUACCGCCGCCCCAAGGUGCUUCCAGCUCGGGGUUGAACAUGAAGGUCAAAAAAGCGCGCUUCUGAUGGAAGCGAUGGGCGGGAGUCUAAGAAGGGAAAUUUGUACAAUUAUGUGUAUUCAUCGUUAUGCUUCGCGAAGCGGAGGCGAUUGGUGUUUAGAGUAUGUUGAUGGGCAGACUGCUUGUACAAGUUGGACAUAGAGUCAAAGUGGAUGCCAAAGAUACCACAGAACAUUUGACGACACAACCUGCGUCGCUCGGCAUUGGUGAAGUGCA
Messenger RNA from Westerdykella ornata, 1284 nucleotides. RefSeq lists its product as uncharacterized. Gene Ontology annotation, biological process: protein insertion into mitochondrial inner membrane from matrix; mitochondrial respiratory chain complex IV assembly. Gene Ontology annotation, molecular function: membrane insertase activity. The record is from RefSeq and is a predicted model, not a curated record. The transcript has a single exon. The coding region runs from base 17 to 1075 and encodes 352 amino acids. NCBI's taxonomy places the organism in Eukaryota, Fungi, Ascomycota, Dothideomycetes, Pleosporales, Sporormiaceae. Gene Ontology annotation, cellular component: mitochondrial inner membrane.